UGCAAUAUUCUGUUCACUGUACGAGCGCCUAAGAUUGGCUACGUUGGAUCUGCAAUGCGUCAAGCAAUGGCGCCCUAAUGUUACCUCAGUGGUUUUGGAAAAUGGUGUAACCGGACAGUCUACAUUGUAACACAGAGUAUUUUUGCAAUACUGUAAUAAUUGCUUACGACAAGACGUUUCUUUCAGUCUUUGUAGUUUCUCAAAAUGUUUCCUCCUCACCUGGCAAGGGCUCGAUUUGAGUUUUUCGGGAGGAGUGGUGGUGAUUGGCGAUUGGUCACCGCAAACAUACACGGAACAUGUAGUCGCGGAAUUUUAAAUGGCGGGUUUCGAUGAAGGAAUAUAGAAUUACAAUAUUAGAAAGCUUGUGCUGAUUCCAAGUCUAUUUUGUAAAUUAGACCAGUACUGGAUACAAACAUCAAGAUUUACCAAUUUACUAUGGCUAAACAAACUGUUUAAUAGUAAUGAUGAUUGAUUUUAGACAAUUAUCUCGCAGCCUGCAACAAUCAAUGGACUGGCAAACCAUUGAAUUAACGAUGAAUCCCAAAAACAUUCACGCUUUAAUCAGUUUAUGGAAGUGACUGAUUGAUUCAUGCUCAAAGAUGAAUAGGCUAAACUAAAUCAUAAAAUAUGCCAUCAAGAUAACAUGAUUUAGCCUAAAAUUAUAGCUGCUACCCCUCCAACAACCCACAGUCGCUUCCGAGAUGACGUCAUAUUUAUCCGACUGUUUACAUGCAGGGGAGAACAACACAUGACUCUAUUUCCAGCUUUUGUACGAUUAUCAAAUACAAAACCUGAGAAUGCACCUAAAGUGAGGAGGUGCAGUGUCAGCUGGAGGGGUCUUUUGUGUGGCUAGAUGACCUCUAGACCCCCACCGAUUGGCCCUUCUGCGUGGACAGAAGAGCAGACCUUUCCAACUUGGAGUACAAAUCGCUCUACAGAGAAGACAUCGCUAGGUACAAGAGGAAAAGCCGUUCUUCUCUGGGUUUGGACCCGCGAUCUCAGGCCAUGAGCUGGUCUGAGUCUGGCCCAGAGAAGAAGAGAGGGGACAGAGACCCGACCGCUACUUCUCCCUCACUGUCCGCCAGCUGCUGAGGUCAAAUCCACGCUGCCUAGACCACCACCAGAGGUCACUACCACCUUACCCUUCAUCCCUGUGCCCCCUUGCCUGGAAGGUGAGGCUGAGGGGGGUGGUUCUGCCCUGGGCCAGGCCCCCUGGGUCAACCCACUGGGGGUGUAUGACUCCUCCACCUCCCUGUGGCUUCAGAGCAGGGCAAGGCAGAGAAAAAACCCUCUACUCCCAGAGACAAUGCUGCCGCCCUGCUGGCUGAACAGGUGGAGGACUUUAACAGGAGGCUGAGGGAAACCUCCAGACACACACACCUGGCUGCAGUUUGUCCACUUCCAGGACGAGGUGGCGAGUGCCCCCGGGGUGUUUGGUGACAUCUCUGAGAAUGAGAAGAGGUCAGCGAGGCCACGCAUUUUGGAUCGAGCGGUGGACAGUAACCCCAGCUGUGUGGAGCUAAAGCUGGAGCUACUGCGUCUGUGCAGGGAGCUGUGGGAGCCAGCAGCUCUGUUGAAGGAGUGGAAGAAACUGGUGUUCCUGCACCCCAACAGCCCCCCCCCCCCCCUACCUGCUGUUUGUGCAAAGCCACUCAGCACCUUCUAUGUGUCAAAGGUCAAUACGGUGUACGGGAAGUGUCUGAGCACACUGGCGGUAGUGCAGGAUGGGAGCAUGUUGUCUCACCGGGCGCUGCCGGGCACUGAUGAACACAUGCCACAUGCAAUAUACACUACAUAUUAUUAUGUUUUAAAUUCAAUUUAGCACGAAUAACUUAUUUAAGGUAGACUCAGCGAUAUGGCGUCGAUGCAGAAAGUAAAUGGCAUAGUGGGGCAAUUUCCGCAGCAACUAAGAGCGUUGAUGCGUGACGCUCAAUUUCUCCGCUGUUUUGGUGCUCUAGCUACCACACUGUGAACAGCGCGUAGCGAACCCGUUUCACGAGCGAGAAUUAUGGUUCAAGUUUCUCCUCGUCAGUAUGUUAUGUGCUGCUGCUGUAUUGAACUGUUUGUGGUUCAUUCUGCAUGUUUGCACUGUUACCGUGAGAGUGGAAGAGAAGAGUUGAUGAGUCGUCAUUUUGGUGGAAGAGAAAGGUGCCGUUGUCUCUAAUAUCAUGUUGUAGGGAUUGUUUCGAUGGUCUAGACAUGGAGGGAGGGAUUGAGAGCUGUCAUUCUUCUACUGGGGUCAGCUAAUAGAUGACGUGUGUGUGUUGUGUUGUUUAUAUAUCUUUCAACUCCUUUCAGAAGCCUUUGGUAUGGAUUUGAUGAGCUUAUAAUCUCUUGUGAUAGACUAAAUUGAGUUAGCUGGCUAGCUGGGCUCCCGAGUGGCUCAGCGGUCUAAGGCACUGCAUAUCAGUGCUUGAGGAGUCACUACAGACACCCUGGUUCGAAUCCAGGCUGUAUCACAACCGGCCGUGGUUGGGAGUCCCAUAGGGCGGCGCACAAUUGGCCCAGCGUUGUCCGGGGUUGUCCAGUGUAGGCCGUGAUUGUAAAAUAAGAAUUUGUUCUUAACUGACUUGCCUAGUUAAAUAAAGGUAAGACCAAAAAAGAAGAAAGCUAGUUACAUUAUUGUGGUUAUAUCAUGAUGUCAUUGCCAGAUGUCUAUGGGUGCAGCAGAGCCAUAGUACCAGAGCCUCAGCAGGCGAAAGUUGUGGAAUGGUGCAGAUAGAUGUCAUAAAUAGAACUGACAUAAUUCCUUCUACAAGACAGUUAUAUCUGCAACUUUCUGUAACAUCUUUCACCUUCCUGAGAAGACCCCUAAACAGGUUUGUGCUGUGUCAUGUUUCUGACCACUGCCAGGAGAAAAGGACCCGGGAGGAAGGGAGGGAGAAGGAAAGAUGAGAGAGGGAGUGGGAGAGGCAGAAAGAGGGAGGAUAAUGGAUAUCCAGUGUCCACGCUGCUGAUCCAUGAUAUGAAUACUGCAGCGAUGGCUUAGCCUCCUGGCCCUCUGGCAGCUGCCCUUCAAUUUGUCUAAUGAAACUAUUAUCUAGUUAGACUGGCUGGCCAUCGGUCAGUCUGGGUAGGGCUGCAAACUGGGCUGAUCCUGGAACUAUCCUGUCAGGGCUUUAGCCUGUUGAACAAUGAUAAGGAUGGGACGCACUCCAGGAACAAUUCAAGCCCCCCCCCCGUCUAAGUAAUAAGAUUUAGACAAACAGAAGCCAGUACUCGGCAUUCAUUAGCCUACUGGAACAAUUUGUCUGUCUACCACAGCUUACUGUUAUUACAACAAUGGCUGGUUGUCUAAGGGUGGAAUAACAUGAUAUACAUUUGAUGUUAUCCAGUGAUGCCUCGCUUAUUCAAGUCACCUGGAAUUUUGUUUAACAUACUGUAACUAUUUGGGUUCACAGAUCACCUGCUGCAACUCAGAAAACAGGCUAGCUGUUUCAGGUUCAACACAUGUACGUAAUCACUUGUGGAAUCUUUGGUAUUCUCAACUCGACUUGAUAGGUACAGAAAGCUCUUUUAUUUGAGUGAUUCUCUUGCUAUAAUAUGAUGGUCACAGACUCCCUCUUGUGGUUGGAUAGUACAUAUUUGAGCGUUUCUGCAGCUGCACCGUUGACAGAUCAAACAGUGUGGGAGAUCUAAGCAUGGAAUAAGCAGCUGUGCUAAAACUGGACCAUAGCCUCUGCCUACAUAAGAAUGCCGGUCAUAUAUCUACACCGGGCUCCUUGCAUCCCGCUGAGGGAGACUGUCAGUAUCUUUGACUGUUUGUUUCCUUUUAGAAAAUGCUGACGGCAGGUAGCCUGGUACCAGAUCUGUGUGUGCUGUCUUGCCAACUCCUAUGGUCAGUGUCAUGCCAAUGAUUAUACGUGUUGGGCAAGACAGUACAAACAGAUUUGGGACCAGACUACAAGGCAGGGCAAUGCAAACCCCAACUUGUAGAGAAGGAGACGGCAGCAUUAAUUAUAACUCGAUAAGGAUUUAAUGAAUAAUGAAGGCCCGCUUUUGAGAAGCUGCCAUUUCAUGUGACCUCAGGGAUGUGUGCCUUUAAUUCGCCUGCUGAAUUUUUCAUUCAGGAAAGAUUAGCUAUCUGUUAUUACUUUUCAAACCUUUUUUUCCUGCCAUCUCUCACUUUAUUUUCCUCAUCCUACUCAGUUUUCUCUUCACUAAGCUCGCACUAAACGAAUGGACCUGUGCUGGUUCUAAUAGGUGGGAUUGAAGUGGGUGCUUUGUGUCACGGCACGAGUCAAAAGGCCACCUGUGGGGCAGGGGGCAGGAAUACAAAAAAAGCAAGACAAGACGGACAACACAGACAGAAGACACUUGGCAACAGCACAGAUGCCUCAGCAGACAGACGGUGGAAACAGCACUUCACUACAAGAGACAUCAUCAUCACACUACAUGAAGGGAAACCUAUGACAACAAAAAUAUACAUGGCACAAACAACGUUAAGGCCAGGCAACAGCACGAGGGAAAAAGACUGUCACAGUACAAGCAACAUAGCCCUACUGAGCAGACAAAUAGACAGACCGCACCAAUAAAUAAUGGCAGCGCAAGCGGACAGACAGAAAACGGACACCACAAUCAACAGUAUAGGUUAUUGGCUCGCAAUAACAGCUACAGCUGUCAGUGAGAAUGUCCACCAUUGAGUCCUUGAAAGCUGAGACGGUGAGACAACUUUCUAGCUUUAUCAUUUUUUGCAGAUGUGUUCCAGUCGCUAUCUGCAGCGAACUGAAUAGAGGAACGACCCAGGGAUGUGUUUGCUUUGGGGACUUUUAACAGAAUGUGGCAGAACGGUUACUGUAUAUAGAGGAGGAUGGUUGCAAUAGGUAUCUCGGGUAGGGGGGAGUGAGGCCCAAGAGGGCUUUGUUAAUGAGUAUCAACCAGUGGAUUUUGCUUAUAGCAUAAAGAGAUGGCCAGUUUACAGAGGAGUACAAUAAGGAUGUCAUUCUCAGAUUGGCAGGUAAGGGUGCACUUGAUCGGCUAGAUGUUCUGUACCAUUCUGCCGUUCCGAUUUGCAAUGGCAGAAAGGUACAGAACAUCUAGCCGCUCAAGUGCACCCUUACCUGCCGAUCUGAGAAUAACAUAAUCUAACAUUUGAUUCGGGGUUAGUUUGGCAGAGGAGCGAUGACAAUACAGAAAACCAAGCCUAGAUUAGAUGGCCUGAUUAAUGAUGUGGUAUUGAAUGUUCUCUCUGUCUCUGUCUUUAUCUCUGCAGCCAUCUUCCUCCAGCAGUGUCAUUUCCUCAGGCAUGCAGGCCACUCAGAAAAGGUUGUGCGCCUGUUCCAGUGCCUGCUGGACUUGACCUUCUUCAAGCCAGACACUGUCAAGGACCUAUCCACCAGACAACAGAACCUCUGUGUGACAGAUGAUGAAGAUAAUAAAGAUCAGGAGGAAUCAGAGGUGAAGGAUAAGACCUGGCCCAAGUGGAGGAUCUGGUUGGACGCGGAGACGUUACAUGAGGCCAUCUAUUGGCUGCCGUGGAGGGCAGACAAAACCAAAGGCUAAUCGGUGGAGGACUGUGAGGACCCGGACUUACAGCCUACAGUUCCUGAAGCAUGCUGCUGGAUGACCUGGCUCUGCUGGGGGACGUUCAUGAUCCUGACUCACCUCUGACGACCUUCCCGUCAGCCCCGUGGGUCACAUGACUUCGCUGCAGGGCACCAGGAGGGGGGCGUGGCUGUGCAAGCAGGGGGAGGAGUUUCUGUUCUCUACUCAGGAGAGAUCCGUCUUCUCACUGCACUGGAUCCAGUGUCAGAAGGGAAAGUGGAGAAGGGAAGAGUGCUCUCCAGGAUGUCCCAUGGGCCAAGGGUUUAUACAUGGACACGGUGCAGCUCUUUCCUGAGCACGUGCAGGAGUUCCUGGACCUGAUGACAGAGAAGGAGCUCAGACAGAGUUUCCAUGGAGGAGGUGGACAUACUGCUGGAGGAUUGAGGCUCUAAAACUCAGUGCAAUAGGAGCCUGGCUUCCUCAGACACUACUGUGGACACCCAGACGUCGUGCACUGACCAAUAGAACAGUGUCCUCAGAAAAAAUAGCAUUUUACUUUUCAAACAGUGUGAAUAAAUGAUUUUACACACGCUGUAUUAUGUGUUAAUUCAAAAAUGUCCAUAUAUUUUUUUUUUUAUAUCAAGGACUUGAGUUUAAACUGAUAAAAAAAAUGGAUUACUCUGAUAAUUUAAAAUGAAUGUUUUGUUUCCCAACACUGGUCUGCCAACCUUUAUUUCAAAAUAAGCUCUAAGCCUUUCACGCAUUGUGAAUCCUGAGGGAUGCUAGUGUGCAUUUCCUGCGGGAUAACGACAUCACAGCUAAAUGGUGUGGAACGGAGCACACCGGAGUGUACACUUUGGAGUCAGGAGGGAAGGAGAGAGGAAACGCAGACAUGAGGGUAGAGAAGCUUUAUAUAGUCUCAUUACUGCUUAUCCUUCAGAGUAGUAGAGCAUCCACUCUGGCUGUCUCAGAUAAAGAAUGUAAUGAUGAUGCAUUUCCUGUCCGGGAAGACUGUGAAGUUGACACAGUGUGUGGAGAAGCUAUAUGUCAUCACAACCAGUAUGUCACCUGCCAUGUCAACCGCUGUGGCACCUGUGAACCUGUGUUCCGAGGCUAUGACAACAUCACUGUCAACUGCACCCAGUUGACUCCCAAGUGUCGUCUAAUACACCUGGAGAUGUUGAGCAAGCACAGGACAGGAACCAUGUUAACUGGGGGGAGUUUAGGGACAAAGUACCAUCCAAACUGUGAUGGAGCUGGUAUGUUCAGACCUAAACAGUGCAGAGAGGAGGACACCAAACUAUGCUGGUGUGUUAACAAGGCUGGAGUCCCAGUCUCUGACAAGACACAUGACCCCCUCAAAUGUGACAGGCUGGUCACAGUCCAUGUCAUUGAUAUUCAAUUCACAUUUAAAGUGGAGUUCACACCUGUUGCAAAAACCAUGGAUGAGAUACAAAGGCAGCUGGUAUUAAAGCUGGACAGGGAAUAUAUGCUGGAUAAAACACAGAUCCUAGACAUAACUGUGCGGGAACUGUACCAAGUAGUGUCCAUCCGGCUGACUGACGACAGGACAGACAAAGAGCCAGUGGACAUAGCAACUGUGGCCUACUACAUUGAGAGAGAUUUGAAAAGCAACAGGUUUGGGUUUGAGGUGGACGGCCGGAGACUAGAGGUGGCGAGGGACUCCGUCAAGGUCCUAUUCUUUCACUAUGACCACCAACACAUGGACAUGAUGACCAUCAAGCCAGGCUUUGCUGCCCUCAUCCUCAUCAUUGCCCUGGCCAUUAUCAUUGGUGUUUCUGUGUCUGUGGUGGUACAAAGGAAAGCUCUGCUGGAGAGGAGAUUCCAGUUUGAAGUCAUUGAGGUUCAAGGGCAGAACAACGACCUGGAACAGCAAGAAGCUACCAUGACCUACUUUGUCAUGUGACAUACUUUAUCUUUGUUGGUUAUAGUAUAUUUUUUUAUUUUUUUAGUUGUCCCUCAGUUCAUUUAUAUGCAAAGUUGUUGUCCAAUUAUCUCUUUCCCUGACUGAAACAAUAGUCAGCUGCACAUUAUGGAAAUAUUGUAAUUGGUUGAUUUCUUAACAUGGAUUCUAAGCUGUUGCUUUAAUGAAAUAUUAAACAGGAAUUGACCAUGGUUGAAAAAAAAAAUUCAAUAUGUACUUUAUUUGAAAUAAAAAUCAGAAUUGUUUCAAAUUGUUUAUUUACUUCAAGAGGUGAUACUUAGGUUAUGGUAACAGACCAUAAUACAAGAUUGUUCAUUUGUUCAGAAAGCCAACUUACUUUAACAGCUGCAGAAUUGAAUACCCAACAGCUGGCUACAUCUAGUCCAAACUAUACAAUGAACAUGUAUGAAAGGUUUUACUAGGCAAUAACAGUUUUGAAGCAGUAAGUGAAAGAACAGGACAUUUCUGAAGUGCGUUCCGC
Oncorhynchus nerka (sockeye salmon) is the source of this 7910-nucleotide messenger RNA. RefSeq names its product epithelial cell adhesion molecule-like. The record is from RefSeq and is a predicted model, not a curated record. The transcript has 16 exons. The coding region runs from base 6377 to 7411 and encodes 344 amino acids. Gene Ontology annotation, cellular component: membrane. NCBI's taxonomy places the organism in Eukaryota, Metazoa, Chordata, Actinopteri, Salmoniformes, Salmonidae.